Molecule: messenger RNA, 466 nt
Organism: Protomyces lactucae-debilis
Lineage: Eukaryota; Fungi; Ascomycota; Taphrinomycetes; Taphrinales; Protomycetaceae
Exons: 2
Coding region: 140-466 (108 amino acids)
Source: RefSeq, a predicted model, not a curated record
UUGAAAAAUGACGAAAAUGUCGCCGAAAGAUCGCAGUCACAGAUAUCUUAUCAGAUUCAGCCGAAACUAACUUCAAACAUGAUAAGCGCAGUCAUUGUACUGAGUAACGUUUGUGUACCAUGUCAGACGAGCUUCGAAGAUGAGCUCAGAUGCCUCAUUUCUACACAAGGCAAUCCGGGGGCUCGCACUCAAGCACUUUCAAUUUGGCGACUUUGCAGAGCACCAGUUGCUGUUGACCAACUACCUCGCACUAGCGGCCAUCCUCGUCGUCGUCGGCGUCAUUGCUCUGCUGGCCACUGUCAGUCGUAUGGCACCAAAUGCCUUCAAAUCUCGUGCGCAGCUGUACAGGGAUCACCCGGAGCUACGGGAUACAGUCAACGAUAAGCUAGCUGCAAAGGAGUUUGCGAAGCUGAAUGCUGCACUUGCGCAUGCAAAGAUGCGCGGCAAGAAGGUUGGGACACCUUGA